This is a messenger RNA of Octopus sinensis (East Asian common octopus), 5039 nucleotides long. RefSeq names its product trichohyalin-like. The record is from RefSeq and is a predicted model, not a curated record. The transcript is spliced from 30 exons. The coding region runs from base 235 to 4995 and encodes 1586 amino acids. Lineage: Eukaryota; Metazoa; Mollusca; Cephalopoda; Octopoda; Octopodidae.
UCAUUUCAAUGUUAAGAUUUUAAAUCAUUCUUAACCAGCCAUGGCUGUUGCAAUGAUCUCGUAACUGAAGUUAUCUUUCGCCACAUUUCUUUACGAAAAAGAACAUCAUUAGAGAGCUCUUGGAAUCUAAGGUACUUUCUACCUGAUUAGUUGAAACUAACCAGUCAAUUUACCAAGCUGUCUAGCACUCAGAUAAUCAAGUUACUAAGUCAUUAAGCUACUCAACAGUCCACCAUGUACUCUUUAUUCAGAAGGAGUACCCUUAUUAAAAAAGGGUUUCAAUCGACCGAAAUAAAGCAUGAAGUCAUUUUUAAUUCCUAUGAAGAACUGGAAGAGAAACCGUCUCUUUUGGAAGGCGAUCAUGAAGAUAUGAGUAACAAGCUGUACAGUUUCCACAAUGGAUUGGUUUACUUGAAGCAGGUUGACUGUCCUUCUCGGACGCAUGCUGUGGCCCCGGAUGGUGAGAUUCCUAAUUCAGUGGUUCGCAGAAAGAAGAUUGUCGAAGAGGUUGUUGAAGAGAAACCUAAGGAUAAGCUAAUAUCCGGAGUCUGGAAAAUAGAUAGACCGAUUGAUAUUGAUGCUGCUCAGCUUGGAGAGUCUUUGGUCAGCGUAAUUGAUGCAAGCUUGAUAACCCAGUCCUUGGAAGAAAUUAAAGCAAUGAGCGAAGAUCGAUCAAUGUCUGAACGUGAAAAGGCUGAGGACAAAGCAGAAAUGUUUCCAAAUCUUGCACUUCCUGGAUGGCAGAAAUCAAAACUGUACAAUAUCUGUAAAAAAUUAUUCGAGGAACCAGCUUUUAAACUUCCUUUAGAUGUAGAUUGGAAUGCUGUCUUUGAGCAUUUAAUUUCCAUGCUAGAUUCCAAAGAAUUUCCACUUUUCUCAACAGCUUGCAAGUAUAUAGUUGAAUUAAACAAUAGCCGCGCUGUUUCUGAUGACCACAGGAAAGAUAUAGGCGUCAAACUUUACUCAAGGCUGAAACCAAGGGAAGAUCCCAAUAUCAAGAUUGCUUCGUUAAAAACUAUUGGAGCUAUGGAUAUAAGAAGAGAGCAAGAUUAUGGCUUGAUCAGAGAGAACAUAGAUUCUGAUGAUAUUGAUGUGUCUACGGCUGCAGUGGAGCUGAAGAAAUUAUUCAAAAUUCCGGAUGAAGUCAAAGAGGAACCAAAGUCGAAGUCAAGAGUGGAAGUUACAAUGAGACAAAAGAUGCCAAGGAAACUAUUGUCCGGAGAAGCUGGCAGAUUACAGAAAAUGUCAAGAGGUUUUGACCCUCGAAAGCAAAAAUCCAUUUUGAAAGACAAGAACAUAGCUGAAGACGGAGUUCCAGUGUCAAAGCCUGAUCCAAAAGCUCCUUCUGCGGAAACUGUAACGGAUGUUGACUCUGCUAAAUUGAAAGAGCAAAAGACGGCAGAGGAAGAAAAGAAAGACAAGGAAGAAAAGAAAGACAAGGAAGACAAGGAAAUGACAAAAGGGGACCAGAAACCAGUAAAAAAAGAAGUAAAAUUAGCAAUGGAAAGAGGAAAACAAAAAGAAAAAAUAGAGGAAAAAGAAGGAGCAUCAACAGAAACAACAGAGAAAGGAGAAAAAGAAAGGGAAAGAGGAAAAGAAAGAGAAAAAGAAAGAGAAAGAAUAAAAGCCAAAAGAUUACCAAUGGAUAAGGAAAUAUUAGAACAAGAGGAAUCAAGAAAAUCAAUACUGGCAGAGAUUGAACGUUUGCGUCGGAAAAUGGAAUCUGAAGGAUUGACAGAAGAAGAGGCGGCAAGACUUGCAGAGCUUGAAGCAAAGAAUUUGGAAGUUGAAAAGGCUUUAAAAUUGAAGAAAAAAGAACGAAAGAUGUUGGUAGCACAAGCAGCUGCUUUAGCAUAUGAAGAAGCUGAGAGUUUGACAAUGGAAGAAGGUGAGAAGUUAAAGAGGAAAAAAGGUAAAAGGAGGCAUGUAAAGGAUGAAGGACAACUUUUGGGUGCGAAGGAUGAAGGACAACUUUUGGGUGCGAAGGAUGACGGACAACAUUUAGGUGCGAAGGAUGAUGGACAAGUUUUAGGUGCGGAGGAUGAACAACAACUUUUGGCUGAGAGAGAAAUAUCUGAAAGAUUGUCAACGGAUGAUGAAGAAGAUGAAGAAGAAGAAGUAGAAGAGGAGACUGAAAGCGAAACCGACAGUGAGGAAAUGAGAUUUCUGGAAGAACUUCUGGAUUCAGGUGUAGACUGGAAGCAAGCGUUAAUGGCAAGAUCUUUACAACAGGGAUUAGACGAUGAUGCUUACGAUGAAGAUAGUGUAACCUUUCACCACCCUACGGACAUGAUUCGGAAACCCCUUGUUCAUUCUAAAUCCUCAAUACCUGUUAAAAUGUAUAAACUCCACAAGCUUUUGAGACGUAGAGCUCAGCAAAGGGGAGAAGACAUACAAGAGCCUGAGAAGAAAGCUGCUCCUCGUCCUAAACCUAGACCACCUAGUAUACCAAAUUACGAAUCCAAAAAAAUACCAGGAUAUUUAGUUAGUGAUGCUUUCAAGAAACCGGAUAAAUCACAUGAGAAAUUCUUUAAGAGGUCUCUCCUGUCGAGCCGCGCUGCACCAACACCUACGCAACGACUUGUUGCUCAUUUAGAUGAGCCAUCGAAAAAUCACAGAAAAUGCUUUGAGUUAGAAAGUUCAGAUAAUUUGCCGACUGUCCUGUCAGCUUAUGAAGUCGAAACACCUGUGGUGGGAGAAUCUGCGUUACAUACAAGAAUGCCACAACUGACAGACCAACCAGUCUUGGUUAUUAUUGAGGAUUACCAGGAACCUGUAGUUCCAAGUGAAGCACUGGUUCCUAGAAAGAAAGAAAAAGUUGUUGCACCUUUUAAAGAAGGAGAAGAAGAAAGAGAGGAAGAAGGAGUGGAAGAAGGAGAGGAUAAAGAAAUGGAGGAAGGUGUUAAAAAAGAAGAGCAUGCAGAGAAAGGCAAAGGAAAGAAAGGUGAAAAAGGUAAGCGAAAGAAGACGGAUUCAACACCAAAGGUAGAAAUCCCAUCUACAUCAGGAGAAGGGAAGCCUGUACAGAGCUCAUCAGCUCCAGAUGUGACGGAAGGUAAAGUACCAAUUGCUUCAGAAGAGUCAACCACUGAAAAAGGCAGAAUAGAAUCAGAACCAUUUAUUCACGAAAAAGAUGCAGGAUCACCACUAACACAGUCUGCAGAAGCUCGAGGAGUUGCAGUGCCAGGUGCUGCACCAAAAGUACCAGAAACGACACUAAUAACAGAAAAAUCAAAAUCAAAAGUAAAAGAAGAAGAGGAACUGGAGAGUUUGAUGACGACAGAAAAACGGGUUCCUGGUAAGGCAAGUGUUGAUCUAGAACCCUUGGAAGAGAUUGCUGAAGUUUUAUCGAAAAGUGAAAUGGAAUUACGUAACCUUAUUAAAAGAAGAGGCAGUAGAAGGGAAGUCAAGACGACGAUUGAAAAAAGUCGUAAAAUGAUCUCUGACCUCAUGACAAAGGACAAAAAGAAAGAAGCAGCACUUGUAGAUGCUAAGUGGGCAAAAGAAACAGAACGGAUAAUUCCAGCUUCAGAAGAAAGAGCAAUGGCAUGUGAAAGGUAUAAACUGUGGUCUGAACAUAGAGAGAAUCCUGUGUUUGAAUCAUUGGAGCCAUCAAUACCUGCUCUGGCUAAUGUUAGAAUAACUAUGCUAUCUGAUAAACUAUCUGAAAAAGAGGAAGAAUUUAAACCAAGCUUUCCAAAGAAAAUAUAUGAAACACAAAUAAGAAAAGUGCCAACGGGUUCCAUGAUGCCAACCACAUUAAAAGAGAAAUUCGUACCAAUUUCAGAAGAGAAAUAUUAUUCAGAGAAAGAAUGGCAACAGCUAAUUAAUGAGAAACGAGGACAAUUGUUAAAGAAACAAUUAGAUAUGGAAUGGAAGAAAGAAAAGAGGGAAAUGAGAAUAGAUGACCAGAUCAAAGAAGUGCCUAGAGAAGAGGAAAUUGAAGAGGAAAAAGCAUUAGCAUUAGAAUUAGAAGAGCUAACAGAAGGAUUAGCAUUGGAGCCUGGAGCUGAAUUUACAAAGAAGGAUAAAGUUUCAAAGAGACAUCGAAAGAAAAUUUCUGAUGAUGAGGUAGAAAAGAAAAAAAAGACGCGUUCAUCCGAGGAAUAUUUUGUGAAACCUCUGACCUCCGAAGAAAAGUUAGCUGCUAGUGAGGCAGAGAUAGUGGACGAGUCAGUGAGCUCACUAAAAGCACUAUUGCCAUCUGCAAUGUCACCAUAUCUACUUGACUAUCAGCAAUUCAGUAGAGUUCAGCAUGAAAUGAAACACAAGAAAGCAAUGGAAAGAUUAAAAUAUAUAGAAGAUGUCCAGUUAGCGCCGAUGAGUGAUGAGCUGUACAGAGUGACAUGGGAAAAGUCAUUUAGUAGCAUUAAAGAACCCAAAGAUAAAAUGAAAUUACCUAGGAUCAAGUAUUUGGUAAAAGCGUCUCCCAAAAGAUCUUUUACGUCUGUAAGAAGAGAGUCCUUUACAUUGUAUGGAAAAGAACUAUAUCCGCCAAUUGAUGAUGAGACGAUGUUUAAUCCUCAAAGGGAGACCCGGUUGUUGAUAGAACGAGAGAAGAUUUUUUCCAAAAAAAUAAAGAAGCCUUUAUCAGAGAUCACGAAGAAGUAUAAAGGCACAUUUGAAGAAACAAUUCAAGAAAAACGCCCAACAGAAACUGUGGAACAUAUGAGGUACACAAAAUGCUUGCCAACGAUCAGAGAUUCAGGAAAAGCUGUUGAUAGUAAAUAUGCAUCAAAGAGUGAGAUCAAACAACCACAGAAAAUUUCGGCUGCUCCUCCUCAGUAUUAUAACCUGUUCGUGUCAAAAAAGUUUAAUGCUUAUCGGAGGCAGAGUGAUUAUCUUGCUCAGAAAUCUCAGAUGAAAUCAUACAUGAAAUAUUCCAGACCAGAAUGGUAUCCUGAAGACAAGAAACUAAUGUUCAGCCCAAAUUACUAUCAACAACUUGAGAAGACACCAGAAGAUCACCGCAGGCCGCAUAGUACCAUCUACUAAAAUAUGUAACACACAAAUAAAAAGCGGAAAUACCUAUACUCAAA